AUGCGUGUUAUUCAGAUGAUUACUUUUCUCUUUGCCGUCUCAGGCUUCACUGCCGCGCAGUCUACUGAUGAAAAUGGCCUCUCUCGCCGCCAGCUCGCUGAAGCCGCCCGCGAGAAAUUCCUCGCUGCUCGCGAUGAUUACCUUGCUGCCCGCGACGAGUACCUUGCUGUCCGUGACCUGACACCUCGCGCAACUGGUCCAGCUCCGGUCAGCAUCAGUUUCCGUAAGAAGCCCGGUUGCCGUGAGUUUGGUGGCAAGGUGCGCUGUAUUUAG
Molecule: messenger RNA, 273 nt
Organism: Clonostachys byssicola
Lineage: Eukaryota; Fungi; Ascomycota; Sordariomycetes; Hypocreales; Bionectriaceae
Source: the annotation of a GenBank genome assembly